Molecule: messenger RNA, 3343 nt
Organism: Uloborus diversus
Lineage: Eukaryota; Metazoa; Arthropoda; Arachnida; Araneae; Uloboridae
Product: GMP reductase 1-like
Exons: 8
Coding region: 62-1108 (348 amino acids)
Biological process (GO): nucleotide metabolic process
Cellular component (GO): GMP reductase complex
Molecular function (GO): GMP reductase activity
Source: RefSeq, a predicted model, not a curated record
CUACAGUUGCUGAAAGCUGAAGGAGAGUAAGAUUUGUACUGAGAUAACUAUUUUCUUCAUAAUGCCUCACAUUGAAAACGAUAUAAAACUUGAUUUCAAAGACGUUCUUCUCAGGCCGAAGCGAAGUACACUUAAAAGUCGCAACGAUGUGGAUCUUUCUCGCACUUUUAAAUUCCGGAAUUCUGGCAAGAUAUAUUCCGGAAUUCCCAUUAUAUCUUCAAACAUGGACACUACUGGGACAUUUGAAAUUGCAAAAGUACUAGCCAAACAUGGUCUUUUUACCUGCAUUCACAAACAUUAUUCAUUAGAUGAAUGGAGAAAAUUUGCUGCAGAAAAUCCAGCAGCUAUUAAAAAUGUUGCAGUAAGUAUCGGCGCCGCGCAAGGAGAUUUUGAAAAUCUGUGUGCUAUAAUCAAAGAGGUUCCAGACCUAGAAUACAUCUGUCUUGAUGUUGCUAAUGGAUAUUCAGAACACUUUGUUGCUCUUGUGAAACAAGUCAGAGCAGCAUAUCCAUCUCAUACAAUAAUGGCUGGUAAUGUUGUAACUGGCGAGAUGGUAGAAGAACUCAUUUUGUCUGGAGCAGAUGUAAUCAAGGUAGGAAUUGGACCUGGCUCUGUUUGCACUACGAGAAAAAAGACUGGUGUUGGAUAUCCUCAACUUAGUGCUGUCUUAGAGUGCGCUGAUGCUGCACAUGGAUUAGGAGGACACAUAAUAUCUGACGGUGGUUGUACAUGCCCUGGAGAUGUUGCUAAAGCGUUUGGUGCAGGAGCUGAUUUUGUAAUGAUUGGUGGAAUGUUUGCUGGGCAUGACCAAUCAGGUGGAGAUAUUUUUGAAAAGAAUGGGAAAAAAGUUAAAUUAUUCUAUGGUAUGAGUUCUGCAACUGCUAUGCAAAGAUAUCAUGGCGGGGUUGCUGAAUACAGGGCUUCCGAAGGAAAAACGGUGGAAGUGCCUUAUCGUGGAGAUAUUGAGAAAACUGUUUUGGAUGUACUCGGAGGUUUACGCUCUGCAUGUACCUACACUGGUGCCGGAAAAUUAAAGGAGCUUCCUCGACGCACUACCUUUAUAAGGGUAACUCAGCAGACAAAUGAAAUAUUUGUUGCUAGUGAAUAAACAUCACGUGGAGUGUGGACUAGUUGCAUGCCAGAUCAAGAAUUCCUUAGCAUGUUUGUUUGUUCAGCUUUUGUUUUGUUUUAUGCAAGUCAUGUUCAAAUACAUCAGUGUUUAAAUGUUUUAUAUUAGUUCUAUGGUUAACUUUGUUUUCCAUUGAAAUUGUUCUGAAUCAUCCUGCUUGAAAAUAGAUAUUAGAAUUAAUCUCUUAUUUUUAUUAUUGUGCAUGUGUAAAAUAUACAAGUGCAAUUAGUUCCCCUCUCUAAGAACAAAUGUGUGGUAUGAGUCUCCUUUAGUGACAUGCAUCAUCUGAAUUCCCCGUGAGUUGCACAUAUUACAUAAUCACUGUUAACAAUAUAUUUGCCUGGUAGUUACAGUGCUGCUCUGGUAAGUUGACUUCCAACAUUGACAAUGCUUACCUCUUUUUCAAGUUAUAGGAAAGGUUGGUUGUCGCGAAUUUAAGUUGAAAUAUGUUUGCAAAAUGGAUGAAAGUAACCCAACUUAAUUCAGCUCCAAUUAACCUUGCCUUGUUCCAGAAAAAAGAAGUAAACUUCGUCAACACCGCUGGUCAACUAACUAAAACCGCAGUAUAUUUUAACAGCAUUUCACUUAUCAUGAGCUUGUGUUAUAACAAUGUGUAAACUUUUUGCUUUCUACUCUAUUUUACUUUGCAAUUAACGUGAUGCUAACCUUAGUUGUUACAUAAAACUUUCAAAUUAAGCAAAGAACCUUGUAAUUAAAAUUUGCUAUUUAAACUCAAAAUUUGCUUUAUUAAAAAUAAUUUACAUUUUUUCUUUUUAAAAUUUUUACUAUGUAGGAAAUUCGUUUUUUAUCGCUUAAACAGCACACAUUGUGUGUAAAUGUCAUGCAAUUGUAAUUAUUAAAAUGUGUAAAUUAUUCAGAAAGUAUAUAUUAUUAGUAAAAAUUUAAUUUUUUAUUUAUGCAUUUUUAUGUAACAUGGAAUUUAUUCAUUUUAUUUAAAUGCAAAUACUUGUUUUGUUGCAUUUAAUUACAGUAAAAUCCCUCUAUUGUGGACACUAAUGGGACAAUUUUUUUUGUCUGCAAUAGAGAAGUAUUCGCCAGGACAGGGCCUCAAUAAUGUUAUUUGCAUUGGAACUGGGGAAUUAAAAAUUGUCCACAUAAGAGGGGUGUCUUUCUUUGAGGGAUGUCCGUUAAGAGGGGUUUAAUUGCAUAAGACACUUUCAUUUAAAUUUCAGAGUAUUAAGUUUUAGUUUUGUAUCAAUAUUCCAUUAUUGUGUACAUGUUUAUUUUAUGCUUCUCAACUUUUCUAAGUUUCAUAACAUGACACAUGAAUUGGCCUAUUAAAGUUUUCAGUGGAUUUUUGUACAAGUAAUAUCAAAUCAUAAGAGUAAUUGUUUCUUCUGAUGAGAAAAAUCCAUGUAUAAAAUCUUCACACUAUUGAGAUGCUGAGAUAAAACUGAAGUGUGUCCAAUCAUAAUAUUUGGAUGAUUUGCAUAUUGUAAAAUCAUGCAUGUGUGCCAUAACAGUAACUGAAUUGAACUAUUCUUUUCCCAUCCGAAAGAUUUUUAAAAAAUAAGAAAUAUUUGACAUGCACAACUACAUUUAUAGUUUACAAUCAUAUGAAUUUCUAUUUAUCGGUGAUUUAAUUUGUUUUGUUAUUCCAUAUUCAUGAUAUUUUAGUUAUACAAUUUAACAAACUUGUUAUUGUUUGAAAAUUAUAUUCUUAUUAACUACUGCUUUAUUUUAGCAUUGAAACUGCUACAUUUUGUUUAUAAAGUCACUGUUAAAUAUGUAUUGCAUAAGAAAUUGGUUUUGUUUGUUGUAUUUUUAAGUUUUUUUUUUUUUUUUUUUUUUUGUGACAGAAGUGAAUUCUAAUUGCACUUUAACAUGUGUAAUAGUUUUUUUUUUAAAUUUGUUAAAAUAUUCUUCUUAAUGGAAAGUUUGACACAAAACUUUUUAAAUUCCAAUUAAAAUGUAGCAAUUUUAUUUAAGGAAUCUCAUAUUAUACUUCUAUGUUUUCUUAUUGAACCAAUUCAACAUCUAUGCCUAUUUUAAAAUCAUGUUAUAUUGAUCUGAUUUUACAUAUUGUUCAUUUCUGUAGGAUAGUUUACCAUUUGUGUUCAUUUAUGAUUUUUAUGUAAUAUUACUCUCUUUAAAAGGUGAAAAUUGUGUAUACCUCUUACUCCUUUUGUUUAAUAAUUUGCUAAAGCUAUUUAGAAUUGAAAUCAAAUAAAAAUGUAUUUAACUUUUCCACAA